AUGCUCUCGUUCAACACAACAACGUCUGCAUCCAACUUUCAAUCUGCAUCAUCAAGAUAUUCCACAUCAUCAUCUCAAAAUGGUUCUAAACUAUUUCCUGGGCACUUCUAUCCCAGCGGACUGAGUCCAAGACAGUCGGAAGCCGUCGAACGACUACGACCCAAUCCACGCGAACGAACUAUUCCGAUUCAAAUCGAAAAGUCGUCGUUAGCGAAUCAGAAGUCAGAAGACGUGGUGCCAACUGUACAAAUCACAUCUCCAAAGCAAUCCAUUGUUCCGAACUUUGUCUCGGAGCAGCGUGGACUUCAGCAUCAACAACAACCUGCACCUCAAGCUCCAUCUAACUAUCGUCAAUUCGUGGCGGCUCCAAAAUCGCCACGUGGUUAUGGGGACUACCCAGAAAUCACUGGAAGGCCUCAGGCCGCCGUGCAAGUCCCAAUCCAGAUUAAUAGAGCUCCGAGUCCACAGGAAAAAGUGAUUCCAACAAUUGUAUCACCACAUCCAGUCUACUAUUAUGACAAUCAGGAACAGCCAAUUCAACAUAUUCGAGACGAGCAGCCAAAUGCCACGAUGGAGACCAAAGUCACCGGACAGGGUCAACCAAAACGUGUCGGACGCUGGACACUGGCUCAACUCCGUCAAACCGACGGAAUUAUUCCGAGCCAGGCCGGAUGGAACAAGGGAGACUCGCAGAAGUUGAUGACCAACUUUGGUACGCCAAGAAACACCAACACUCGUGUAAAGUCCGAGAAUCUUCAGGAAGUGCCAGAAGAUAUUGCCAACCGUUCCCAUGGAGAAGUCCGUCUUCAAUCCGGUACCAACAAGUACUGCUCGCAGAGAGGAAUGACUGGAUUCGGAUCCGGACGUGAUGUGUGCCGUGAGGGAGUCCGUGUCGCUCAGAAUCCAGCUGAUUUGGCUGAGCUGCCAGAGGAGAAGAUCCGUAUGUCGGAAGGAAUCGUCCGUCUUCAAGCUGGUACCAACAAAUACGACUCGCAAAAGGGAAUGACCGGAUUCGGUACUGGACGUCGUGAGACCACGAAGAUGGUCGACUCCAAGCAUCCAGAAUACGAUCACGAGAAGCCAGAUCAAUCUGAGAUUCCACUUCAAUCCGGAACCAACAAGUUCGCUUCUCAAAAGGGAAUGACCGGAUUCGGAACAGCCCGUCGUGAGACCACAAAGAUGGUCGACUCGAACCAUCCAGACUACUCUCACGAGUGCUCCAUCGAUCAAACCACAAUUCCAUCGCAGAUGGGAUCCAACCAGUACGCCUCCCAGAAGGGAAUGACCGGAUUCGGACAGCCACGUUGGGAAGUCUUGGACCCAUCCAUCUCCUGGCAAAACCGCAAAUCCCAGGGAAUGGUCCGUCUUCAAUCUGGUACCAACCGUUUCGCUUCUCAGGCUGGUAUGAUCGGCUUCGGAACAUGCAGAAACACGACAUUCGAGGCUGAGGGAGGAGAGCUUCCAUACGAGGCUAUGAAGGUUUCGGAGACCAUCAUUCCAAGUCAAGCUGGAUGGAAUAAGGGAGACUCUCAGAAGAAGAUGACAUCAUUCGGAGCACCACGUGACGUUAAGGGCAAGCACUUGAAGAGAAUCUGGGAGCUCGAAUAUCCAGAAGAGGCCGAGGUCUCUUUGGAUCGUCUCUAA
Caenorhabditis briggsae is the source of this 1644-nucleotide messenger RNA. It is a transcript of the gene Cbr-unc-87, whose product is annotated as Protein CBR-UNC-87. The transcript has 6 exons. Bases 1 to 1644 code for a protein of 547 amino acids. Lineage: Eukaryota; Metazoa; Nematoda; Chromadorea; Rhabditida; Rhabditidae. The record is from RefSeq and is a predicted model, not a curated record.